AUGGGGAAAAAUGCAUCAUACGAAAAUGGAUUCCUAAUAUUUGAAGAUUACAAUUUUGUUACGUAUACCAAAAGGCGCGGAAGGAAAGUCGACUGGCAAGAAAGAAAGAAGCAUUUGCACAAUUUCAAUGUUAGCGCUUAUCUUUAUAAACCCUUCAAAAAUUGCAAUCUUAGCCUAGUCAGUAACAACGCCAACUUAAGACGAGCCACAGAAAAUAAACUUUUCAAAAGGGUUCAACUGAACAUAAAAUGGCUAAUUAAAUAUAUUACCAGAAUAAAAAGCAGAGUUAAAAAUAUUUAUUUAUUUGUCAAAUUUGUUAGCUCCAAAUGUAUACUUAAAUUGUCUACCUUCUAUUAUUUAAAGUACAUUGUGGAGAGGAUUUACGAUGCGAAGUUAGAGUCAUCUGUACGUGUAGUCUUACCCGUGUCAGAUUUGCACAAGCUUUACUCCUUUGUCUAUCACCAAAACUUUUGCUUUAUGAAUUAUUAUGAGGAGUUUCUGUCUAGGAAAGAUGCGCGCCGAUUGAGGCGCUUCUACUGUCCUGUCGUAGUGAUGAACGGUCCCAAUAGGGCCUUAACCCUUCCAUAUGAGAGAAUGUACGGUCGGGACGUUGUAAAAAUAUGCACACGGGGGGGGCAAAAUGGGGAGAAUUUGCCAAAAGGAGAACUACACCCCAAUGCUAAUAAAUUCCAGCGCACAGGUGCCAAUACUACAAAAAGGCAGCGGAAAAAAGGCAUAAAGAUAGAGAAAGAAAAAAUAAAAAGGGCUAUAGGGAAAAGCUUGCACACAAGCGAUAUAGGCCUCUUCGCAGGAACCUUCGACAAGAUACAUUUCGGGCAUAUACUACUUCUUUUUUACUCCAUUCUUCUAACAAAAAAAUUUUACUAUGUCGGAUUAUACAAUAAUAAAAAUAUCUAUAACAAAAAAUAUGCACAAGAAAUUGACGACUUGAAGUUACGGAUUUACAACAUAUCGGAUAUUCUCUUUUUAAUAAAAAAUGUCUACCACGUUGAUUUUUUCUUUCUCAAUUUUGAGCAUGUCAUGCCAUUUAUAAAGAUAAAAAAUUCUCAUAAAAUUUUAUUUCAAAUUAUGAUUAAUCAGAAAAAUGAGUUAUUGCGGGAGCAUCACCAAGCGGGGUAUAAUAAAUGCCAAGUGUCCACCCCUUAUCAUAUGAAAGGCACGCCUGUGAAUACUUGGACAACAGAAAGGAGAGACUUACAAAAAUACCUCUCCCGUAGGAGUACGAAAAGAGGCGCAACACAGUGUAAGGAAAAAAUGGAUCAGGCGGUAGACCAUUUCAGUACAAAUGAAAUGAAAAAGAAAAUUGAAAAAUAUUUACUUUUUCACCUCGGCAUUGUAAAAACAAAGGGAUACAAAAAGAAGGACAACAAAAUUAUCGUGUUGAAGAGAAUACAUGAUCCCUUUUCCUUCGCAGUAGAUAUUAACGAUUUGUAUUGCUUAACAAUGUCCAAGGAAUCUGAGGCCAAUGGAUAUAUUUUGGUAAACAAAAGAAAAUUACAAAAGGAAAAGGAAAGUGCACAUUCAAAUAAGAGGCCAAGGACAGGAAGAACCACCAACCUGGAAUGUCCAAGCUGCAAACAUAUCAACGUAGAACCAAGCGGAGUGAGCACCCAUUUGGAAAAGCCAAGAACAUGUUUGAAUAUUUUUGACACAAUCAAUUUAGGGGAUGGAGAGAAAAUCAGCUCGACAUUAAUCAGGGAGGAAAAUACAUUUUUAAAAAAAAAAAAAUUUGCAAAAUUGCUAAAACACUUUGUAGACGCUUGCUUAUUCUUUCACAUUGACCACUUCCUGAUACAGAUGUACGCCGAUAUUUUUUUGCACAAAAAUGGCAGGACCCCUUUUAAAAAGCUCUACAUAAAUAAGGUGAAAAAUUACUUUUCCAAAGGAGAAAGAACCAAAUGGGAGAAGCACGAGAGUUGCAAAAAGAGUGGCCAUAAAAGUGGCAAAAAAAUAGAUCAUUUUAUUGUUAACGAUUUUUUCAGAAACUUGUUCGUUCUGUUGUCUUUUUUCGUCAACCAUUUUACCGAUCUAGAAAAUCGGUCGAAUGAUAAAAUUCAACUUUUUCUCAAAAUAUCCAUCGCGCUCUCUUUCUUUUUUUACAAUAACAUGAUUUUUCUGUUAGUAAAAAAGAAGGAGAUGUUAAUAAAUCAAAACUUCCGAACCAACCACAAGAAGGUACAGCAGAGAAUAAGCAUGUUUCACCCGUGUGAUGACAACGCAUUGCGAAUUUACCUGACCAGGGUGGAAGAGCCCCUCCAGGAGGAAGUACUCAACCAGGUUCUCGUAUGGAUCCUUUCAAUGAUAUCCCUUUCCGUGCUGUGCAAGUUUUACCAUUCGGAAAUUCUGCCAAGGGUAAAGAGGCAAAAGCCGGCACAUGUUCGGAAAUCUUCAAAAUGCAGGAAGUCUGCCCAUUUAGGGGAUGCAGCGCAAAAAAUGCUGAAUCCAAAGGAGCGAUAUUUUCAUCCCUCUGUGUCAACGCGCAGUGAUACAAACAAAUUGAACAAAAAAGACAACCCACAUGGGGAUGAAGAAGAACUGUCCGAAAAGCUAGCCCGUGGUAAUUCUUCAUUAAGCAAAAAUAAUUACACUGUAUACUUUUACAACUAUUCGAAGGACAGAGGGCUACACAGAAGGGGUCCCAUCGUCACACCGUACACCCUAUUCAACCGUGCAUUAACCAGGAGGUUCAAAAUGAGGAACCAUCUACUGCGUCAAAACCCUGAAAUUGCGCAAGCGGCGGAUUCCUCUUGCGUGGCAACGGUCGGAGAGAGUAUGCCGUGUAGUGACAUACCAGAAGUUAAGAGUGUGCCUCGUGCUUGUAGUACAUACAACCCAGGUGAGUCACACUGUCGGCAAAAGUUGCGAAGCGGGGACAACGAUCGCAGCGUGCGGGCGAGUGUGGACAAGCCAGGAGGAGAUACGCACGUGAGGAUAAGACAAAACGAAGUUUAUCACGUUCCAUCAUUAAAAAGGGAACCUAUAAUUCUGAACAAUUUGUAUAAAAUAAAAAUUAGGAGUGAAGAAAACGCCACCAUUUGGAUAAACAAAAUGAGUAAUAAAGAAAUAGAGAAUUACGUCAAGGGAAAAAACACAGAUAGCAAGAGCUGCCACAAUGAGAGGUACACAUCGUUAAUGCAAAUACAUAUAAAUAAGGGAGACGAUAUUUUCCUCUUCCGAAAGGCGCUGAUAUAUAAAUAUCUGGACAGCUACUUCAUCUCUUUUUUCUCCUUCUACUCCAUAAAGAACGUGAGCAUAGACGAAUGUGUUAAAGGUACCCCCACAAAAUAUAAAAAAAUUGAUAAUCUGUUAUUCCUCUUUUUGGUGCAGUUUGAGAAGCACAUUGAAAUGGUCGUAAAUAGUUUUCUUAAAGGGAAGUGGGAAUUAAAACCAAAAAGAAGGGAAAGUUCCUUUGACCCGUACGUCCUCUACCAGAAAAGGUAUUCGCUUAUUCACAGAUACUUAGUUAUGAAUUUAUCUCCAGUUAAUAACUACCACUUAGACUUUGAACGGAAGUACGAUUUUAAAAAGGGAGAGGCCACCUUUGUAGACACACCCUUUCACAUCAAGAUAAGAAAUUGGGGAUGUACCAAAGGGGGUACACCUGGAGAGACCUCCCAAAUUGCCAACCAUUUGAGCGUGCUAACAUUUUAUAACACAAUUUUUCAAAACAUUUUAACACACGAAAAUUAUUACUACCCCUUCUUCGCCUCACUCAAUUAUUUGUAUUUGGAUGAUGCUUGA
Molecule: messenger RNA, 3762 nt
Organism: Plasmodium knowlesi strain H
Lineage: Eukaryota; Apicomplexa; Aconoidasida; Haemosporida; Plasmodiidae
Product: phosphopantetheine adenylyltransferase, putative
Exons: 1
Coding region: 1-3762 (1253 amino acids)
Source: RefSeq, a predicted model, not a curated record